ACAUUAUAAUCUUACGUUCGUACCAUGGAUACAGAUGGUGGGAUUAGGGGUAGUGGUGUUUUGUCACACUGGAUGGAUUGUAAACUGUGGAAGUUGACACACAAAUAAUUGUGGUCUGUAUAAAUCUGUGAUGUCCUAAACGUCAAAACUCUACAAGAGAUACAACAAUGGCAGGGUUCAAGCAUCUUCUUAUCGUUAAGUUUAAGGCCGAUUGUCCGGUCGAUGACAUACUCAAUGGAAUGGAGAAGCUGGUUUCGGAGAUCGACGCCGUCAAAUCGUUCGAAUGGGGACAAGACAUUGAGAGUGAAGAGAUGCUUAGACAAGGGUUUACACAUGCCUUCUUGAUGAGUUUCCACAGCAAAGAGGAUUAUACAGCGUUUGUCGGGCAUCCAAGUCAUGUUGAAUUCUCUGCAACGUUUUCUGGUGCCAUUGACAAGAUUGUGCUGCUUGAUUUCCCUUGUGUUUUUGCAAAGGCUUCGGCUUGAUGAUUUUCGACAAUGCAUAGACUGGCUUCUGUUGUUUGUUAUGUCCUUAUCUCUUGUACUUGUGCAUCUAUGUGUUAUGGUUUGUAAUUGCUGUUAAUUUCUGAAC
Hibiscus syriacus is the source of this 591-nucleotide messenger RNA. Its product is annotated as stress-response A/B barrel domain-containing protein At5g22580-like. NCBI's taxonomy places the organism in Eukaryota, Viridiplantae, Streptophyta, Magnoliopsida, Malvales, Malvaceae. The transcript is spliced from 2 exons. The record is from RefSeq and is a predicted model, not a curated record. Bases 168 to 485 code for a protein of 105 amino acids.